AUGCAAGGCCGUGCUGCCAGCGGCGCUAUUUUGCCGCGGGCGCUGCUCGAGGCCCAGCUGGGGCAGAUUGACCUCCUCAUGGCCAUGUACCCUAUAGAAGGCAGUGUGGUUGUGGCCGACUCCUCGACACCCGCCCUGAAGUGCUUGCGUGAGGCUUUGGCUGAGGAUUCCAUGUCAGAUGUCCCGUCUAGCCUAGGCGACAUUGACUUGGUUUUGGAGUUGGACAUUCCGCCACAAGACAACCAAGCUUCCCGUAGGACGGCGCAGCUCAGCAUCACCAUCCCGUUGCGGCAUCCGCAAGACGAAGACACCACAGAAGAUGCACCGCCCGCGCGAAUACGGCUCCAGCAGCCGUCGUGGAUGAGCAAAGCAGAGGCGAGCAACCUCAUGGCCGAGCUGCCUGUCGACGACGACCUCUUUGCUUCCAUUGAAAACGUGACAGCAGCCGUGUCCUCGCACCUUUCACAAACGCAGAUACACGAAGAAAAAGCCAGCGCCGCCUCGGCGGCGGCCCCGGCAACGACAGAAGAGGCCCUGACGCGCGUGUGGUUCUACUUCCCGUCCAUCAGCACGCGGUCGAAGCGCGACGACCUGGUGCAGCACGCGCCGUCGUACGGGCUCACGGGCUUCCUGCUGGCGGGCAAGCCGGGCCUGCUGUGCGUCGAGGGCGGCGCGCGGGCCGUCGACGACUACAUGCGCUUCAUCAAGACGGAGAGCUGGGGCGACAUCCCCGCGCACCACAAAAAGGUCAGCGAGCGGUACCGGCAGCCGGGCCUCGAGGCCCGGGCCUUUGCCGGCAUGCAUGAGAUCACGGGCACGCUGGAGCGCCGCGGCGAGAGGGCCAACAGGAACGACAUGAGGGCCCUCGAGGCCUGGCUCGCCGAGAGGGGUCUGGGGGAUGCCUUGGUCAAGGUGCUCAUCUGA
Cordyceps militaris CM01 is the source of this 924-nucleotide messenger RNA. RefSeq names its product DUF1115 domain protein. The record is from RefSeq and is a predicted model, not a curated record. The transcript has a single exon. Bases 1 to 924 code for a protein of 307 amino acids. NCBI's taxonomy places the organism in Eukaryota, Fungi, Ascomycota, Sordariomycetes, Hypocreales, Cordycipitaceae.